Glossina fuscipes is the source of this 2978-nucleotide messenger RNA. RefSeq lists its product as uncharacterized. Lineage: Eukaryota; Metazoa; Arthropoda; Insecta; Diptera; Glossinidae. Gene Ontology annotation, cellular component: transcription factor TFIIIB complex. Bases 190 to 2940 code for a protein of 916 amino acids. The transcript is spliced from 2 exons. Gene Ontology annotation, molecular function: TFIIIC-class transcription factor complex binding. Gene Ontology annotation, biological process: RNA polymerase III preinitiation complex assembly. The record is from RefSeq and is a predicted model, not a curated record.
AUACUUUAAACCAUUUUUCAUGUCAUUCAAUUAGGCAGCGCUUGGAACAAUAACAUUCAAUAAUUUUGGCAAUCCUGCUCAUGGUUAUUUGUGCUGAAAUGUUUUGGUUAAUGUUUAAGGAAGAAAUGGUUCAAAUUUUUCUGAAAUUAAUUAAAGACUGAAAGAAAAAGUGAAUAACUUGCAGGAAAAAUGGCCAUGAGACGACCCAGAAUUAAGGCUGUCGCUAAUAUUCAGUUAAAUACGAAGCGAAAGUCAAAACCUACAUUUGAUUCUGUGCCUGCGAAAAGUGGAAGAAUACAGGAAUCGAAAAUUAAUGAAAAACCUACUAACAUUAUUAGAAAAGAGGACGAAGACACAAAAAUUUCAAAUUGUAAAGAAAAUGUAGAAGCGCUAGUUGAAAAUGUGGUAACUGACGAAAAUUCAAAGGAAACUCCAAACUCUGAAGAACCUAUUGAGGCAACGGCAGCAAAUUCUAAAUUAAAUAUACAAAAAACGUCAAGUUCUUCAAAGAUUGUUACGGAAACAAAAUGGGAUGAUGGCCUUAAUGAGGCUUUAGAAACAAAAGUGAAAAAUGGUGCAGCUGCGGAGGAUAGCACAAAGGCAAAAAAAAAUUUGGGACAAAAUUCUAACUUUGAACAACUAAAUGUCUUCACAAUUACACCAAGUGUAGAAGGAGAGUUAAGUGUUUCAAAAACGGAAGCAAAUCGUCUUGGAAAAUUUGAUGAAAUUGUUCCAAAAGAAGGAGAAGUAAACAACACGUCAAUAUGUUUACAAUCGUCAAAAAAAGAUGAAAUUCAUCGAAGUUUAAUUGUAGAUAAAAAUACUUUCCAUGCCGAUAGCACGAAAACAGUUUUUCCCACGAAUAGCAACGAAUCAAACUUUACGAAGGUGAGUGCGCCUAUAGACGAUAGGGAUGCUUUCAAAUGUCCAGCAAAAGUUGAGUAUUCACGUUCAGUUAGCCAUUCCUCAGCUGGAGGUGCAGACGAUGUAUUCUACAGCGAUUUGGAGGAGAAUGUAUUGCAAAUGGAUUUGCAGAGAUCUGCAAAUGGCUUUCCAAUGUCCCCUUCAAAAAUUCAAAGCAGACAGCGUAUACGUCCUACGCCGAUUUUUGGGCAAAGACGCAAUAGCUUUGUAGGUUCUUCCCCAUCGUCCCAUAGUUCGGUCCAGGAAGAACCGUUGACAUGUACAGAUUUUCAAAGGAAGGAACGUUAUCAUUCAGCUUCAGUGAAUAAUACAGCUAACAGUUCUACUAGCCAGCAGAACCUUCAUUACACUUCGUAUAACAAAAAUGCAAGUAGUGGGCGUGUCCGAACGGAAUCAUCUUGUUCCAAUUUUUCUGAAAUCAAUUACACUAUGCAUAAAUCACGGAGGAAUGAUGACCUUGUGCACCGUCAACAUUUACGUAGAGAAUUUGAAGCACGUUUUAUAAAUGGAGUCCCAGAUAAGUCGGCGUUAAAAAUGUUUGAUUUAAUUUAUUACAAUCCAAUCACAAAUCCUAUGGAACAAAAAGCGAAUGAAAAUGUUAAAGUAGAGGCAAACAGUAAUGACAUUAAACCGUUCGAAGCAAAACAGGAAAAAGCAACCGUUGAUGAUAAACUCGAUACAAGUGCAUCUAUGCCAGUUCCGCAAUUAAAACUUAAUGCCAACGGAGAAUUAAUUUUAGAUGAUGAAUCAUUGGUAGUAGAAACAACUGCCGAACGGAAGGCACGCAAAGUUUGGGAAAACUCGGAGCUCAUUUAUUUGGAUGAAAAUACUGGCAUGAAUGGUUUUUAUAAAAGACAAAAACGUACCCGCGAAUGGGAAUGGAGCGAAACAAUUAAAUUCUAUCGGUGUUUACAAACAGUAGGCACAGAUUUUUCGCUCAUGGUAUCUUUGUUUCCCAAUCGCACCCGACGAGAUCUUAAAUUAAAAUUUAAAAAGGAAGAACGAAUCAAUGGCGCUCUGAUCAACAAAGCUCUGUUGCAUCCCAAGCAAUUCAAUAUCGAAGAGUUAAGACAGCAAGUGGAAGCCGAAGAAGAGGAGCGGAAAAAAUUACAAAGCAUGAGUAAAGCUUACAUAGAGAAGAAAAUUAAAGAGCCCAAGAAGAAAAAAUGCGCCCAACAAAGCGCUGCCAAUCGUUUACUAUGUGGUUACGAUGUUUAUGAAAACGAAAAUCAAAAAAUUAAACGAAGAAAGAAUGAUAAAAUCAAACUUAUUGACGGAGAUAAAGAUAAAGUUAUUGAAGACAGUGGUAAAGAACAAGAUGAUGCCAGCACCGUAUUGAACGAAGAGUGCAAACGAAAAAUUGCAAAAACAGGUGCAGAGAAGCGCAGACGUAGACGACCGACACCCAUUAACAACGAUAUCAGCCAUUUGAAGACCCAACAAAUCAUUAAAAAUGAGGAAUCGUCGAAAUAUGAAGGCAAGCAGGAGUCUCUAAAUAUAAGUUGCAAUGCUCAAGAAGAAGAUGUGAAACAAUUGGAAACAGAAUUAAAUAAUUUAUUACAAACUGAGUCGUACGAAUUAACAUGCGCAACAGAUGCUGUUACCGCCCCUGAAUCUGCGCAACCAGUAAAAGCUUCUCUUAUAAGUUCCGUUGAAGAUUUUCAAACAACGGGUUCAACAAGUGUUAAUGACUGCCACGAGUUCACUUUAACUAACAUGGAUGACGGCACAAUUACUCAUGUUAUGGACUUAAAGAACGAUUGUGAUGAGAGAAUUUCACUAAGCGAUGAAAUACAAGAACCGGAUAAUGACUUAGUACAGCAGAAUAUACAAAAAAUUUUAACAGAAUUGGCCGAAGGUACUUUAGUUCUAGUGUCUACGUUAGAUCCAGAUAAUCCUGAUAAUGUACUCAAUGAAAUAUAUAUGAUGGACAAAGACACGGGAGAUCUAUGUGAUGAACCCUUGAAUAUACCCGAUGAUAUUGUGCAGCGUAUGUUUGCGUGUAAAAUUAACUAAACAAAAGUAAAUAAGAUUAGAUGAUUAUAAUUUUUUUU